GCAUUGGGGAUCAUCAUCACCAUCAUACACCAGGGUUCCGACUGACCAGAUCGUGACAGCAGGGGGACUUGCUGACUUCCUUCAUCUGACAGCAUCCACUGAUUGACAAGGUGAAAAAUGUCGCAGCUUCAUUGAUCUGGCCCCAGCAUCAGAGAAAGGGGUCCUGUGGCUGUCGGUGGUCUCCGAGGUGCUCUACAUCCUCCUGCUGGUGGUGGGCUUCAGCCUCAUGUGUCUCGAGCUCUUCCACUCCAGCAAUGUCAUCGACGGGCUCAAGCUCAACGCCUUCGCAGCCGUCUUCACGGUGCUGUCAGGCCUCCUGGGAAUGGUAGCCCACAUGAUGUACACGCAGGUGUUCCAGGUCACCGUGAGUCUCGGCCCUGAAGACUGGAGACCGCAUUCCUGGGACUACGGGUGGUCCUUCUGCCUGGCGUGGGGCUCCUUUACCUGCUGCAUGGCAGCCUCUGUCACCACGCUCAACUCCUACACCAAGACGGUCAUUGAGUUCCGGCACAAGCGCAAGGUCUUUGAGCAGGGCUACCGGGAGGAGCCGACCUUCAUAGACCCUGAGGCCAUCAAGUACUUCCGGGAGAGGAUGGAGAAAGGGGAUGGGAACGAGGAGGAGGACCUUCGCCUGGACUGCCGCCACGGGAGGUACCCUGCCCGACACCAGCCACAUAUGGGAGAUUCCUGGCCCCGGAGCUCUGCACAGGAGGCCCCAGAGCUGAACCGCCAGUGCUGGGUCCUGGGGCACUGGGUGUGAUAGUGACCCAGCCUGACUCCAGACCCCAAGCCGUCAUCGGCACCAGCCCCCUGCCACAAGACCACUGGUCUGGUGUCUUCAGAAACCCGGCCUGUGUGCUGUGAACUCAGCCAGCCUGCGUGGGAGACACGUGGCCUGCCCUGCCCAUCGCUGCCUGAGUCUCAGGGUCCUGGAAUUGGGGCCAGGGUGGCCCGAGGGAUCGCACAGGGCUGCACAGUGUGACUUUGGGACAGCAACUCCUAACUCCUGCCACCGUCACAUGCAAAACCCUGCUGGGUGCAGCUGGGAUGCAGGGGGAAGACAUGGACAUCAGCCGCUGAAAGCCUGGGACCCAUGAGCCAGCCAGAAAGUUCAGGAGGUCCCCAGCCUGCAGAGCCCUGUGGGGGGCAGGGGCGGGGGAAUGGGCGGGGCUUCCUGCAGGGGGUCACACAGCAGGCACACAGCAGGGGCGCAAUAAAUGCUUGUUGAACCUGUUUUCUUGCUGUGUGUAGAGGCCAGUUGCUCUCUGGGCUGUGGCUUCCUCCUCAUGGCCCCCCCCAUACCAGGUCCUCAAGGAGCCUGCAGGUGAGACAGCUCAGAGUGUGCAGGGCUCAAGGCCAGACACUGAAGUCCAGGAGGGGGGAUGGAGGGAACCUGGAGCCGAGGCUGUGUCUGGGGACGGGCUGGGUCAAGAUAGAGCCUGGCUGACAAGCUGCCUUGACUUCCAGAGGGCGGACAAGGUGGGGGCCCAGGCAGGCAAGAGACAGGUCCUCAAACCCAGGCCCUAAGCCACCCAGACCCCGUGGGGACCCUUUACCCUAGAGCCACAUUUAUAUCAAAUCUUAGGGCUUAGAUGCCUGGGGAAACAGAUUACUAUCAUGAAGAUGAAGGAACUUAGGGUCAGAGAGAUGAAGGAACUUACCCGAGAUCACAGAGCUAGCAGCAGGCAGAGUUGGGGGUUUGAACCAGGACCUCUGACUCUAAGAAGCCUUAUCCUUUCCCAGAGGGAUUUCUAGAGUUUUCCCCCAAGUAGAGAAUGUCCUUCAUUUUUUCCAUAAACACACCAUCCAUCAUCCAUCCAUUCAUCCAUCCAUCACCCAUCCAUCAUCCAUUCGCUCAUCUAUCCAUCAUCCAUCCUUCCAUCAUCCAUAUUCCAUCAUCCACCCAUCAGUCAUUAUCCUUCCUUGUAUCAGACACCCAUUCGGAUCCUUUCAUGCAUCACCCAUCCUCAUUAUUCAGCCAUCCAUCUGUGCCCCCAUCUAUCCGACGGUAUAACUCAGUGUGCCCCUACUAUGUGCCGAGCACUGUGGUAGGCCCUCGAGACGGGAUACUGAACCCUCCAGAGGGGGUGCCUGUCCUCUCAGAGCUCUCAGGUGGGCAGGACGCGUAACUAGACAGACGAUGAUAGUAGAACAUGCGAAGUACUCUGGGGCCAGGCGGCCUGGGGUCAGAUUCUGGCUUCUCUACUUGAGACGUCGGGCAAAUUCCCUGACCUCUCUGUGCCUCACCCCCAUGGGCGCGUGGGGAUCGUCAGUACACCUGCCUCUUACAGCCGUUCUGAGGGUUGAACAGGCUAAUGUAUGCGAAGCAUUGGGAACAGAAAGCCCUGUCAGUGUUUGCUGUCACCUCAGUGAGGGGAGGUGGGCGGGCUGUGGAAGCCCAAAAGCAGCGCUUGCUUUGUGGGGUGGGUCAUAGGAGGCUCCUUUGGGAAAAAUGACAUUUAAGCCAAGACAGAAAGGUUGUCUAGAUGUCAGGCAGGCAAGAGGGUAGAGGGGAAGAAAGUUGGGACCAUUCGAGGAAUUUAAAAUGGUCUAGAUGGCAGGUGUGGAGAGAAGGGAGGGCAGCAGGGGGUGGUGAGAAGUCAGGCCGCGGAGGUGGCGGAGCCAGAGGGACUUGAAGCUUCCUUGGGAAGCGUAGACUUCAUCCCGGGGCUGGUGGCAACCAGGGCUGCUUUCAGCAGAGACUCACCCAGCUAUGUAUUCCAGGAAGGUCCUUGCAGCUCUGGGCUGAGAACAGAUGCAGGGGGACGGCUCCCCUCCUCGUUCUCACCACACUUGAAGGGAGAGAAGAGGGUGGGCUGCUUCAGCACAGUGGCCCUGGGGUGGGACAGUGAGGGCAGAUGCAGGAGGGAAAACAGGCUGGUGUGGGACGAGAGAAAAGCUAGCGAUGACCCUCAGGUUGUAGGCUGGGGCCUGAAGGAAGGGGUUCAAAUGUCUGGAGUCUCAGAUGCCCGGGGGAUACCCAGGUAGAGGUAUGUGUUCAUUCGUUCAUUCAUGCAUCUGUUAAUAAAGCAGUGAUUCGUUCAUCCAUUUUCCAUUCAUUCAGUAAAUACUGCAGACCUGCUGUGUGGAGCGGGACUCGGCCUGGCAGAGAGACUGGGGCGCAAAUAAAGAGGCUUGGAACAUCAGGACAAAGAGGUCAGGCUUCGGCCUCUGGGCAAGAAGAAACCAACAGAGACAUGAGGCUGGGCAGAGACGUGUCCUAUAGGAACCUGGCCCGGGGCGUCUGGGAGCCCUUUCUUCUCACCUAGGAUCCUUCUGAAAGUCACCAGUGGACCACAGAGGUCCAAGAGAUACACACGGGCAAAAUUUUAAUCUAUUUUAAUAGUUGUGUUUAUGUAAAUGUGUAUUAGGAAAAAAAUGUAUAAUGGGCCCAUCAGUGCCGUGAUUUCACAGGCAUUAUUGCUUAGGAUAAAACCAAAAUAGGCAUUUAAGUUAAAAGAAAAAGGGUUGGCUUAAAGAAAAAUAUUAAAUAAAUAA
Molecule: messenger RNA, 3498 nt
Organism: Vicugna pacos (alpaca)
Lineage: Eukaryota; Metazoa; Chordata; Mammalia; Artiodactyla; Camelidae
Source: RefSeq, a predicted model, not a curated record